UCCCCUCCCACUCUCUGCUCCUCUGAGCUCGAGAGCCUCUUCCCCCUCUCUGCCUUUUACGAGUUCUCCUCCCGAAACCUGUGCGAGGCGGCCACUGAAGCGCGAGGCGAUUCCCCCCCUCUCCCCUACAAUCAGUCAACAUGGCUACAGUUGUUACCUCGACGAGAUUUACAGACGAAUAUCAGCUGUACGAGGAACUCGGAAAGGGUGCCUUCUCAAUCGUUCGCAGAUGUGUCAAGAAGUCCACCGGCCAGGAGUAUGCUGCUAAAAUUAUCAACACAAAAAAGCUCUCAGCCAGAGAUCACCAGAAACUGGAGAGGGAGGCAAGAAUCUGUCGUCUGCUGAAACAUCCGAACAUAGUACGACUCCAUGACAGCAUCUCAGAGGAAGGCUUCCAUUACCUUGUCUUUGACCUCGUCACUGGAGGAGAGCUGUUUGAGGACAUUGUUGCUAGAGAGUAUUAUAGUGAGGCAGAUGCCAGCCACUGCAUCAAUCAGAUCCUGGAGAGCGUCAGUCACAUCCACCAGCAUGACAUUGUGCACAGGGACCUCAAGCCUGAGAACCUGCUCCUGGCCAGUAAGAUGAAGGGAGCAGCUGUGAAGCUUGCAGACUUUGGUCUAGCUAUCGAGGUGCAGGGGGACCAACAAGCAUGGUUUGGUUUUGCAGGAACUCCAGGGUAUCUGUCCCCAGAGGUGCUGAGAAAGGACCCGUACGGCAAGCCAGUGGACAUAUGGGCAUGUGGUGUGAUCCUGUACAUCUUGUUGGUGGGCUACCCUCCCUUCUGGGACGAGGACCAACACAAACUGUACCAACAAAUCAAGGCCGGUGCAUAUGACUUUCCUUCUCCAGAGUGGGACACAGUGACCCCCGAGGCCAAGAAUCUGAUCAAUCAGAUGUUAACGAUUAACCCUGCCAAAAGGAUCACUGCCGACCAGGCCAUCAUGCACCCUUGGAUCUGCCAACGCUCCACUGUGGCCUCCAUGAUGCACCGUCAAGAGACUGUGGAGUGUCUGCGCAAGUUCAACGCCAGGAGGAAACUUAAAGGAGCUAUCCUCACAACGAUGCUGGUGACCAGGAACUUUUCAGUGGGACGGCAGCAUACCAGCCCUGCCGCUACCACCAGCACGGCCUCAAUGGCACAGGAAGCAUGCAAAACCUUACUAAACAAAAAGUCUGACGGUGUGAAGAAAAGGAAGUCCAGCUCGAGUGUUUGUUUGAUGUCGCAGGGAACCAACAGUAAAAACAGUGUAGUAAGCAGCGGCAGCACCAAAGACAGCAGCAUGUCAUCCUCAGCACCAAUGGAAGCCCAGACAACUGUUGUACACAACCCAGCUGAUGGCACCAAGGGCUCCACAGAGAGCUGUAAUAACGCAGAAGAGGAGGAGAUGAAAGGUAGGAAAGUGGCUGCCUCUGAGUCUACUGGUACAGACAGUGCCGUUUUAAGCCAGUGCAGCCCUACAGAGGAACAGACCCUGUCUCCUCACUGCGCACCACCCACGUCUGGUCCCCUGCAGGAGGCUGCUAGCAGCCCCAGUGUCCCUCAGACCAGUCCAGCUCAGAGCUCCUGUCCUGAACCAGAGUCCGCUCUGUCACCCCACGCAGGCAUCGGCCGCAACCUGCAGCAGACUCGUAAACAGGAGAUAAUAAAGAUGACAGAGCAGUUGAUUGAAGCUAUCAACAAUGGGGAUUUUGAGGCUUACACGAGAAUCUGUGACCCUGGACUGACUUCUUUUGAGCCAGAGGCUCUUGGAAACCUGGUGGAGGGCAUGGACUUCCACAAGUUCUACUUUGAGAACCUUCUGAGUAAAAACAGCAAGCCAGUGCACACCACCAUCCUCAACCCCCACGUACAUCUGAUCGGUGACGAUGCUGCCUGCAUCGCCUACAUCCGCCUGACGCAGUUCAUGGACGGCCAGGGCCGGCCGCGCUCCUGCCAGUCGGAAGAGACGCGCGUGUGGCAUCGCCGCGAGGCCAAAUGGCUCAACGUGCACUUCCACUGCUCAGGAGCACCGGCUGCACCCCUGCAGUGAAUUGCCAACCCAGGCCCAGCUUUGCCUGAACUCUAAAGCUGUUUGGAGCAUUAUUCUCCGCGGUCGGACCGGUGCCUGGAUCCUGGCCGGGAAGAGGCUGCUUGGAAAGUUGUAAAAACAGAAAAGUGGGGAAAAUACAUAUAGAAAAAAAGUUUAAAAAAAAACAGAAAAAAAAACAACCAUAUUUCAAAGCUUGACUGAAUGACCGACCAACACCAAUCCAGUCCAACUCUAGCUAGGUGAUGAUGGCGCUCGGCUGAUGUCAGCCCCUUCUUGCAGAUGGUGCAUGCUUCUGGUGGCGACACAGGGGUGAUGCUGUCCUGGUCCUUGUCUCCCAUGGCCUUUAUUUCCCCUUUGUUUGGUCUGCUGGAAAAGUAUUAAACCUGUUUAAAAAAACAAAAAAAUACAUAUAUAUAACAAAAAAUCAAAUACACUUCACAUACAGUACAUAGUGAACACCGAACUGGGGGCGACAAGUAUAAUAUCUGAAAAGAUUAGAUUUUUUUGUUUAGUCUUGAGAGAGCAGCAGAACGUCUACUUUUAAUAGAAGUAUUGUUUUACAGUUCACAGCUGAGGGUUGGAUUUAUGGGAACGGGAGCAACAAAUAUCUACUUGCUGUAAUAUCAGAAUUUAACAUCCAAGUUUAAGUGUCAGGUUUGAGCAUCUGUACACAGUUUUUUUUUUAAGGGGUUUAGAAAUGAUUCGUUACUGAAGGGACCUUUUUAAUUUUGUGUUUUUCUAUUGUGUUCAGCUGUUUUUUUGUGUACAUGUGUUUCAAAGUAUUGUUUUGAAAAAAGAAUUGUCAUUUUUAAUCAAAAGGGGUAUUUUAUUUAAUAGAAUUGUGUAUAAAUAGAUAUUUAUAUGGGAGUAAGGGGAAACAUGUACUUUCAGGGUGUAGGGAGGGGAUUUGAGCAUGAAUGGGUAUUUUGUUUCUGUUUUGAGGUCCUGGGGUGUAUAUAAAAACUACUCACACACCAUGCAUGCACGCACGCACGCAUGCGCACACACACGCACACACACACACAUUUAAGGUCCCUGUGCUCCAGCCAUUAGGGUUGAACCUCUCUUGAGCUUUAGACACAACAAACGUCCAGGCCAGCUCAUCCUGAAGUUGCAGAGGGCCUCCAUCUGUCUGCCCUGCGGUGUUUGGAGACAAACACUGAGAGGCGCCAUGGGUCAAAGUCUAAAGCUCCUCACAUGUCUGAACUACCUAAUCUGAAAGCACAGACGCACUCUCACACUAGGGCUGCACGAUAUUAGUAAAAUAUCUAAUUGCGAUUAUUUUGACUGAUAUUGCGAUUGCAAUACGAUUCAUGAUAUUGGAGAGAUUGAUCGUUUUUGAAUCAUUCUCAUUUUCUUUUUUUAAAAGGAUUUGAGGAUCUGUACCAAACAGAUUUUAUUUUUUUUAGUCUGUAGGAUACGAUUUGUAGGCACCACAAUACUUUAUUUUAAAAAUGGUUUGACACAUAUUUUGCCUUUAACAAAUAUUGCGCCCCCCCUGCGAUUUGGAUAUUGCACUAGUUCAUAUUGCGAUUUCAAUAAAAUUGCGAUUAAUUGUGCAGCCCUAUCUCAUGCCAACUUUUUACCUUUCUUUCAUCUGUUCUUGUGUAUUUGUGAUGUGAAGCGUGACAUAUUUGAAAUAUCUAAUGGCCUGUACUGUUUUUGCAGCCACUUACGGCUCAAUGCUGUUGUGCUCGCUCUUCUAAGGGAGUGAACCUUUCUGCAACUUCAGGUUACGCUCACCAAAAUCCUUCCCGCCCACCCUACCUCUACCCCUCUUACUUCCAUCAUUCCUGCCUCUUACUGUAUACUCUCCACAUCCUUCGCUAACCAGCCCCAUUACUGUCCUAGUAGCGCCACGUCGUGUUAUGAUGAUUAUGAUGAUGAUGUCACCCUUAUGCCUGUCUCUUGUUCUGAUUGUGUUCUUGAAAUUUGUGUGUUGUCCGUCUUGGCUUGCUGUACUUCUGUGUGAAAGCAUGUUAAAAAGGUAAUGCAGCCGAGGGAUUGGACAAAAAAAAAAAAAAAAAGG
Messenger RNA from Perca fluviatilis (European perch), 4059 nucleotides. RefSeq names its product calcium/calmodulin-dependent protein kinase (CaM kinase) II gamma 2 (gene camk2g2). The transcript is spliced from 24 exons. Gene Ontology annotation, molecular function: calmodulin binding; calcium/calmodulin-dependent protein kinase activity; ATP binding. Gene Ontology annotation, biological process: protein phosphorylation. NCBI's taxonomy places the organism in Eukaryota, Metazoa, Chordata, Actinopteri, Perciformes, Percidae. Gene Ontology annotation, cellular component: neuron projection; cytoplasm. The record is from RefSeq and is a predicted model, not a curated record. Bases 141 to 2030 code for a protein of 629 amino acids.